AAAGACAGCGCAGAAACUUCUAAAAUUUCCCCAGAUCGCCACCGGGGAAAACACGCAGCCGCGGCCCUGCAUUUUGCAGCACACAUGCGGCAUAUGAUUUUGACCCGAGCCUCGCCGGCGGCGAUCGCAGAUUAGGCCGGGACAGCGAGGAGGAGGAGCGGGUUAGCACCCACGGGCGUAUAUAAUUAGCGUCAUCAAACCACCCUGUUGGGUUGUGUUUCCCCCUUGUCCUCCAUGUGAUUCCAAAGUGUUCUGUAUUCCUAUUCCCUCUCGUCAAUCUUCAUUACCCCCUCCCCACCUCCUCCCCUCCCCCUUCCCCCCUUGUGCCCCCAUGACUCUCUGAUCGUGACCAGCUAUUACUCUCGGCCACCCUUCGUCUCCGGCAAAGGCAAAAGCCCCCCUCGCGGCCCUCCUGCUCUCCCCAAUUGGCCCCGUGCUGUCCGGCGUUCGGCUCGGCUUGCGGGGCGCGCGCGCGUGGCACCGGGAGGAGCGGCGGGCAGAGCGGCGGCGAGAGCGCCGGAGCGGAGCAUGCGGCGGUGAGAGCGCGGGCAGCAGGAGGAGCGAGGAGCUUUGCUUUGCUUGCUUGCUUGCUGGCGCGGAGGGAGCGGGAGGGAGGAUGCAGCAGCCGCAGCAGCAUCACCAUCACAAGCCCAAGCCGUCCCUCUCCGGCAGCCUGUCGUGGAUCCGGAGGUCCCCGCCGCCGUCGCCGCCGCACAGGAAGCCCUGGGGCGCCGGCGGCAGGGGCCGCUACGCCUGCCGCGCCGUGCCGCUGCUCGUGCUCACCGUCUACAGCCUCUUCACCGUGCUCCGCAUCCCCAGCUCCUCCCUCGUCGUCAACACCGCCGAUUCAGAGCGCGUGGACCGGCGGGAGGAUGUGGAGGCGUUCAAGACCCACCUGCCGUCGAACCAGAACAGCCUCGAGGCCCGCCAGGAGACCCGCUCUCCGGCAUCCCUCCCGUGCUCCGCCUUCAUCAGCGGCGAGGCGGGCGGCGGGCAGGCGGAGGAGGGCGUGCUCUGCUGUGACCGGAGCCACUACCGCAGCGACGUGUGCUACCUCCGCGGCGACGCGCGCACGGACCCGUCCACCUCGUCGGUGCUCCUCUACAACGCGCCCCGCGGCGCCGCCCCGGAGAAGGUGCGGCCGUACACGCGCAAGUUCGAGGAGAGCAUCAUGCGGUCCAUCGACGAGGUGACCAUCGUGCCCGUGGCCGCGGACGCCGGCAACGGCACCGGCACCGCCGACAGGGACAGCCUGCGGCGGCGGUGCGACGUGCGGCACCCGGCGGGCGUGCCGGCGGUGGUGUUCUCGACGGGCGGGUACACGGGGAACGUGUACCACGAGUUCAGCGACGGGCUGAUCCCGCUGUUCGUGACGGCGGAGCGGUUCGGCGGCGAGGUGGUGCUGGUGGUGCUGGAGUACCACUACUGGUGGCUGGGCCGCUAUGGCGCCAUCCUGGAGCGGCUGACCAACUACAAGAUCAUCGACUUCCGGUACGACCGGCGGGUGCACUGCUUCUCGGAGAUGAUCGUCGGCCUGCGCAUCCACGGCGAGCUCGUCGCGGAUGGUUGGCCGUGGAAUAACACCGUCCUGCGCCGGAGGCUACCGCCGCACGCAAAGGCGCCGUCGGCAGCGGAGGCCAGCUCUGCGCACGUGCUUGCAGGCAAGAGCAUCAAGGACUUCCAGGCGCUCCUCCACCAGGGCUACAGCGGGAAGCCGUCGGCGACGUCGUCGGCGCCGCUGCCGCUCCCACUCGCGACGCCGGCCCGGCCGUGCGUCCGGCCCGACGACCACGCCAAGGCCGCCAAGCCCAAGAUGCUCAUCUUCAUCCGCAAGCAGAACCGGGUGAUCCUCAACCUGCCGCACGUGGUCACCGCGUGCCGCCGCGCAGGUUUCGCGCCGCACGUCAUGAACCUCCGACGCCAGACGCCUAUGCCCGUCAUCCACGCGGCGCUCGCCUCGGCCGACGCCUUGGUGGCCGUGCACGGCGCGGCGGUCACCCACUUCCUCUUCAUGCGGCCCGGGACGGUGCUCCUCCAGAUCGUGCCCGUGGGGCUCGACUGGGCCGCCGAGUCCUUCUACGGCAAGCCGGCGCAGCAGCUCGGGCUGGAGUACCUGGAGUACAGGGUGGCGCCCGAGGAGAGCUCGCUGGCCGCCGAGUACGGGCUCAACAGCACCGUGGUGCAGGACCCCUCCGUCAUCAGCAGCCAGGGCUGGUGGGAGAUGAAGAAGGUGUACAUGGACCGGCAGAACGUCACGGUCAGCAUCAAGAGGUUCGGCGAGCUGCUCCGGGCGGCCAAGCUGCACCUCAAGAAGAACGCCACCGCGUGCGGCGGCAAGGCCGCCGGCGCGAGCCACGCGGCGGUGAGGUAGCAAGGGGCUCCUUGAGCCCCGGAUAAUUAGGUGUUAAAUGAAUCACAGUUCACAGCCGUCAAUUUCUCAGUGUUUCUUCUUCUUCUUCUUUCUUGUGUUAUUUCUGGUUGGAGGCGGGGGAGGAGGGAGAGUAUAUCGAGUACAAAAGAGGAGAUCAUGUACAUAGAAUUGGAUUGGUUGGAAGCCCCCGUGCACAGUGCUCCUACAUUCGUUCAGUUCAUGUUGUUGUUAGGGAAGUAUAAUAAUUUAUUCUAGGCCUCUCCUAAAUCAUCUUCUUUCUUGUCAAGUUCACAGCAGCAAUCGCCAUAGUUUUCUUUCCUGA
Triticum dicoccoides is the source of this 2693-nucleotide messenger RNA. Its product is annotated as beta-1,2-xylosyltransferase XYXT1-like. The record is from RefSeq and is a predicted model, not a curated record. Gene Ontology annotation, molecular function: glycosyltransferase activity. The coding region runs from base 617 to 2371 and encodes 584 amino acids. The transcript is spliced from 5 exons. Lineage: Eukaryota; Viridiplantae; Streptophyta; Magnoliopsida; Poales; Poaceae.